AUGAUGGACAGAUUUGUCACGAGGCAAGGUCCAGCGAAGCAGGCUCAGAAUGGUCCGCCAAGUAGCAUUACUGGCAAAGGCAAGGGCAAGGGGAGUGAGACAACACUGCGUGAACCACCGGCCAAGCGAGUAAAGAGGGAGGAAAUUGCCGAUAGUGACGCCGACUCUGAUACAUCUUUAUCAGACGGAAAGUCCUUCAAAGCCACGUGGGCACCGGGUCACAUUCAAAGAGAGGACACGGCAGAAUCCCUGGAUCAAAUCAUCGAAGAUGCACAACUGCCACCUGAGCCAGAGGUACACACCGGAAGGCCUACCGCUAUUGAAAGCUCGCUGCCAGAGGUUGGGACCGACCAGGACGCGAUCGAGGAGUACGAGACAUUCAGGGCAUCACAAGGCGAGAAUUCAAACACAGUCGCCUCGAGAUUUGUGAAGCGGGAAUGGGUAAAGGGCAAGAGCUCCCUGUACGUCGACGCGUUCAAUCUGGCCCUAGGAACGGUUCUUGAGGACGAAUCUCACUUAUUUGACGAAAAAGAGCGCGCUUUGUUUGACUAUUGGGAUAAUUUGAGCUAUGAGGCGCAGUAUCUCUAUGUGCGCCUGUUUCUACGCAAGUCGGCAACUUGGCAUCGGAUCGCCAAGUUGGGAUACUACGAUGACGUUGCAAACCUAGAGGAUGCAGUUACGGAACUUCAGGAAACCAGGCUGUUUCCCGCCACGCUCUCUAGUUCGCAGGUAGACCCGGACAGAGAAGAGGCAGCCUUUGCUCAAGAGGAGCACAGCCUGGGGGAGUCAUUUCAAUUUGCCGAUGACUCUGGUGAUUGCAUCAAAACGGUGGAGGAGGCCAUUACUCUGUUGAGCCUUGAUGAGCUGAAAGGACUUGCCAAGGAUGCCAGAGUACAGGGAAAGAAUAAAGCAGAUUUUGUGAAAUCUAUCUGCAGAAUGAGCAAUCGUCAAGCCGGUCUAAUGUCUGUCGGUUUGCAGAGGUCCAACACCCACGACUCGGCUGUUUCGAAUGACAACCACACGCCAGAAGCCGAAUCGCCUGGCCCACAGCUAGUCGACGAUUCGAACAGAAACAAACAUUUCUUGGAGAAGAUCAUGGCCACCACCGGACCAUGUAUAAGACUGUCCCUGCCCAUCUUCAAAUUGUUUGAGAGAGUACACCUUGUUUUCUAUCGAUCUACCGAAUGGACAGAAAAGUCCUUGACGGCCAUUAUACUCGCAAAAAUCUCUCGUCGCAAUUUUCCAGAGUACAUCGUCAGCAGGUCCACAAACAUAUUCUCGUCCAGAGACCACUUGCUCGAAUUCGAGACUGCCACAAGGACAGAGUUUGCUGUCGAUAAUAUUCUUGAAUUCAACGGUCCAGUCAGCGAGAAAGGUUUCCGUAAAGUGUUGGACACAUUUGAGCACAUCUACGAGCGUUGGAAAAAGUUACUCGGAGAAGAGCAAAUUAAAGAGGACAGAGUGUAUGAAACGGGCGAAGGUACAUAUCUGCGCCGCUUCUCACCUGUCCACCCUUAUACACGAAUUAUCCACAAGGCUACCGGUGUCAUGGGACGCUUCAAAGAACAUCAAAGGGAACAUUCAAUCUUGACCGAGCUUCUUAGUCAGAGACUGUUCCAUCAUGCUCGUCGGGGCGCCUGGUAUCAACGAAAGGCUUUGCUCGAAGAGCAUUACAUGCAUGCGCUGGAGCCAGACCCUUCCUACAAGGAUCCCGAAAUGCAGAAGAAGCAUUGGAAACGGAUCGCUGUCGCAACUUGUGACACAGCCUUGGAAGAUCCAGACUGUCACCUGAAGUAUCACUAUGAUCUGCAGAAACGCAUCAUCAAGCUUGAGAAACAGCUCAGGAUUCCAUUCCGGUUACAGCAUGACUUUGGUCACGUGAGAUUGAAAAAGCCCGAGGAGCAUAAUAUCGAGGGCAUACAGAUUAAGCGCGAUGAUAUCGUGGGCAAGAAGGGCCGGGGCCCCAGCACGAAGACUAUUUGGGUGGACGAGGCAGAAGGAGAAGGCGAAUGCAGUGUUGAAGCCAUGUGCCUCAGCUCAUACCGGAGUCAAGGCUGGAAAGGUUAUCAUGCUGAAGGUGGUAUCAUUCGCACCCUGUUCGCUUACCUCUUCUUUGAUAUCCUUUUUCUCUAUAUCCCGAAUGUGUUCCAGACGGCAUAUCAGACAUGCCCCCUAGAUCUGUUUACGGAUUCGUUCUACCCAACCCGAGCCUCCGAGAUCAAUCACCGUCUUGUUGAAAUUGCAAAUGGAGACGCAGCGCGCAUUGUGCAAGAAGUCGAUCACCAGCAACGAGAGAGACGCACUUGCGUCAUUGGACUCAAUUGGGACUAUGAGCUGCCUGAUCUUCUGGAAUUGGUCAACUGCUUCGAUGGCGCAGCUUUGGCUACAGUGUGCAAAGUGAUGGCGCAAGAAUAUGGGCAGAGAGGGGGUGGCUUGCCUGAUCUCAUACUCUGGAGGGCGGAUCCCACAAAGGAGGUCAUGUUCUCAGAGGUCAAAAGUGCAAAUGACCGCCUAAGCGAUACACAGCGACUGUGGAUUCAUGUCCUCACGGGCGCGGGCGUCAGAGUGGCGCUCUGCAAUGCAGUCGCCAAAGAGGUGCGUGAGGUAUAA
Messenger RNA from Pestalotiopsis fici W106-1, 2610 nucleotides. RefSeq lists its product as uncharacterized. Lineage: Eukaryota; Fungi; Ascomycota; Sordariomycetes; Amphisphaeriales; Sporocadaceae. The transcript has 2 exons. Gene Ontology annotation, biological process: interstrand cross-link repair. Gene Ontology annotation, molecular function: flap-structured DNA binding; 5'-3' exonuclease activity; 5'-flap endonuclease activity. Bases 1 to 2610 code for a protein of 869 amino acids. The record is from RefSeq and is a predicted model, not a curated record. Gene Ontology annotation, cellular component: nucleus.